AUGGCAAAUAAAACAAGUAUUUUUGAAUUACGAUCUUAUAUGUAUGAUGAUUUAAGAUCCUUAAUAAACAAAGAUAAGACAGAAUUUCUGAAAACUCUAGAAAACAAAAAAGAAACACUAGAUGACUUAAUGAAACUUUUAGAAAAGAAAUUAACAACUGAACUUAAAUGUAGAACUGAGUAUCUAUUUUUAGAAAAGUAUCUGGAAGUUAAAAGAGUACCUAGAGGUCUUAGAAUAAAAAAGGAGUGCUCUUUUAAAGUUGAAGAUGAGGAAUUUAAAAGAAAAUGGAGGGAGAUUUUGGAGGAUGCCUCCAUGAAACUAAUGAAACUAAUCAAAGACCAUAGGGGUGACAUCCUAAUAAGUCUAGGGAAUGAAAUUAAUGACAUAGAAUCAAAACUAAGUGAUUAUAAAGACUCAUUAGAGUAUAAAAACAGUGAGAAAAGAAUCAAAGAUAAUAUGGAAGAAUUAAAAAGCUACCUCCUAAAAAUAAAAAUGGACAAAUUUGAAAGAGAUGAUCAGGAUUACAAACAUUUUGAGGAAGGGAACUAUGCUGAUACCUAUACAACACACAGGUGGCGUCAUAAUAGAUUUAGGAAUAAUACACAACACCCACAAGAAAAGACUGAGAGAAGUACAAAUGAAAAUAGAAAUGUAGUACAACAAGAAAAUAGAGUAAAGACCAGCUAUAACAAUUAUAGAUCUGAAUGGAAUGGUGUUAGACAUAAUUAUCAAAGAAACCCAUAUAAUGAAACCUCCAAUAAUAGAGAAAAUAGACCAUUCUUCCAAAAUGUAAGAAGACAAUACUAUGAAGGAAAUAGACUGAAUUCCCAUAACUCACAAAGAGAGGGUGAUAAAAGGCGGAAUAAUGGAAAUAAGAAUUUUAAUGAAAAUUGGAAUCAUGAUAGGAAUUAUGAUAGGGAUUAUGAUUGGAGAAAUCAUAAUACGGAGGGAUCAGAGAUAAUAAGAGAGAAUAAUGUUCCCUUAUAUAAUAGAUUUGCUCCUUUGGAAAGAGAGCAAGAUAUGGUAGAUAACCAUGGCUCACAGACCGAAAGACAUACACAAAGUUAUGCCAAUCCCUCAACAGCUACUAAUCAUCAUUUUUUAGGGAGAGGACAGAACACGUACAACGAACCAGUGUUAGAAGCAAAGGAACAAAGAUUAGGUCAAAGAAAAAGAAAUCACUCAGGAGGAGAGGAAAACGGGGAAGAGGCCUACAGAAAGCCAACAGACAAAAGAAAGAAGUGA
Bombina bombina (fire-bellied toad) is the source of this 1245-nucleotide messenger RNA. RefSeq lists its product as uncharacterized. The coding region runs from base 1 to 1245 and encodes 414 amino acids. The transcript has a single exon. The record is from RefSeq and is a predicted model, not a curated record. NCBI's taxonomy places the organism in Eukaryota, Metazoa, Chordata, Amphibia, Anura, Bombinatoridae.